Molecule: messenger RNA, 3271 nt
Organism: Thlaspi arvense
Lineage: Eukaryota; Viridiplantae; Streptophyta; Magnoliopsida; Brassicales; Brassicaceae
Source: the annotation of a GenBank genome assembly
AAGCGAACGGCCAUUGCUUUUAAUGCACGUGGCAGAUUUCUCAGAUUCCCGACAACGUCCCAGGGGUACAAUGGGAACUUCAAGUGUUAUCUUCCUUCCACCGCACUCUCGGCUCAACGAAUUAGAAAAAGUGUGUGAGAGAGAGAGAGGCGCUUCCCUACGAGAUUUGCGGGACCAAAUCAAUGCCCACUGGUCCCCUCCUCCUUCAGAGAGAGUGUGAGAGAGAGAGCCCAUGGAGAAUUUUUAGUGAGAGAGAAGAUAUCAUCAAGCUGAGUAAAACGACGACGAUGAAGCAGCAGUAGGAUGGAGUCGAAGACGAAGAAGAAUGGAUUAGAGCUUCUGUAGAAACGGCGUCGCUUUGGGGGAAGAAGACAACUCAACAAGGAAAACGAGUUCGAGUUUCCUCUGCUUAAAGAGCUCAUUUCGAUCUGACAAGUGACAAAUGGGGGCGAUUGCUGGAGAAGAGCUGAAGAAAAUGGAGAAGACACAGGUACCUGUAGCCCGGGAAGAGAAGAUAUUGGUUCUAGUGAGACUGAGACCUCUGAACGAAAAAGAGAUCUUGGCUAAUGAAGCUGCAGAUUGGGAAUGCAUCAAUGACACAACCGUAUUGUACAGAAACACGUUGCGUGAAGGCUCAACUUUUCCUUCCGCAUACUCAUUUGAUAGAGUGUACCGAGGUGAAUGCCCAACCAGACAAGUUUACGAGGAUGGUCCUAAGGAAGUUGCUCUCUCGGUUGUCAAAGGAAUCAAUUCUAGCAUAUUCGCAUAUGGGCAGACGAGCAGUGGAAAGACAUACACGAUGACUGGUAUAACUGAGUAUGCCGUGGCUGAUAUAUUUGACUAUAUAUUUAAGCAUGAAGAUAGGGCGUUUGUUGUGAAAUUUUCGGCUAUAGAAAUCUACAAUGAGGCCAUAAGAGAUCUUCUCAGCCCCGAUAGUACGCCACUGAGGCUACGAGACGACCCUGAGAAAGGGGCCGUCGUUGAAAAAACCACAGAGGAAGUCCUGAGAGACUGGAACCAUUUGAAGGAUCUUAUCUCUGUUUGUGAAGCUCAGCGGAAGAUUGGUGAAACAUCAUUGAAUGAGAGAAGUUCAAGAUCUCAUCAGAUUAUCAAACUAACAGUUGAAAGCUCAGCUCGUGAGUUCUUAGGCAAAGAAAACUCAACCACUCUCAUGGCGAGUGUGAAUUUCAUUGAUUUGGCCGGAAGUGAGCGCGCAUCGCAAGCCUUAUCAGCUGGUACAAGACUUAAGGAGGGCUGCCAUAUCAAUCGAAGUUUGUUGACUCUAGGAACUGUGAUACGCAAACUCAGCAAGGGAAGGCAAGGACACAUCAACUAUAGAGACUCCAAGCUCACACGCAUUCUUCAGCCAUGCUUGGGGGGCAAUGCCAGAACCGCCAUAGUCUGCACACUUAGUCCAGCAAGGAGCCAUGUGGAGCAGACUAGAAACACCCUCUUGUUUGCCUGCUGUGCCAAGGAAGUCACCACCAAGGCGCAGAUCAAUGUUGUCAUGUCAGACAAGGCUUUGGUGAAGCAACUACAGCGUGAGCUAGCCAGGCUUGAGAGCGAGCUGAGAAACCCAGGCCCUGCCACCACAAGCUGCGAUUGUGGGGUUGCGAUGAGAAAGAAAGAUCUUCAGAUACAAAAGAUGGAGAAGCAGCUCGCAGAAAUGACUAAACAGCGGGAUCUUGCUCAGUCUCGUCUUGAAGAUUUCAUGAGGAUGGUCGAACAUGAUGAGUCUUCGAAGGCUGGAACUCCACAUUUCCGAAACCGUACCAACAAGUGGGAGGAUGCUUCAGUGUCAGAGACAUCAGGUGUGGUUGAUCCAGACAGGUCCAGUUUCAUAUCAGAUGGCACGUCAACGCCUCUGUCCACGGCAAGAGCUCCUGUUAGGUCUCACUAUGACGAGGAUCUGGAGGAGAAAUUGUCACCUGGUUGUUCAGGAGAUCAAUCAGAAGAUUACUGCAAAGAAGUACAGUGCAUUGAGAUGGAAGCUAGUGACAUUAUUAACAACGAUGAAGAAAGGACAGAUGCAGAAUCACCUCUGCGCCACAGUACAGCGGCAAACGGUGAAGCAGGUAUUGCGCAAAACAGGAACCCGUCAAGUGUUAGAAGCGUCAGGGUGAGGAAGAGUUGGAGCCGCGGAGAUACCAUGCCGGGCGCAAGCACUCCUCCUGAUGCCCUGGAGAUAGACUACCCUGGAAGACCAGAAGGUCAUGGUAUUGCGUUUCCUGGUUUAGAGUUCGGUUCUGGUAAGAAGUUGUUGAGGAAUGAUUCAAUGUCCUCUCGCGGAAGCGAUUCCACUGAGGCUCACAGCGUUGGAACACCGAUGGUGGGAGAAGAUGGAGGCAUCACCAGCAUCAGAUCAUUUGUUGAAGGACUCAAGGAGAUGGUUUCGGAUCCUGAGAAUUCAGGGAAAAUUGGGAAGGACACUGGUCCGGACGCUGUGGACAAGGAGGUUUCUGGGACAAUGACGAACUGGUCAGAUGAGUUCGACAGACAGAGAGAACAAAUUCUGGGGCUGUGGGAGACAUGUCAUGUCUCGUUGGUGCAUAGAACAUACUUCUUCUUGCUCUUCACGGGGGAUCAAGCGGAUUCGAUAUACAUCGGAGUAGAGCUAAGAAGGCUCUCCUUUAUGAAGGAAAGCUUCUCUCAGGGGAACCAAGCCUUCGAAAGAGGACAAACACUCACAGUAGCUUCAAGCCUGAAGGCGCUUCAGAGGGAGAGACGGAUGCUAAGCAAGCUGGUCGGGAAGAGGUUUUCUGGAGAAGAAAAGAGGAGACUCUACGAUAAGUUCGGGAUCGACGUGAACUCGAAACGCCGGAGGUUGCAGCUGGCGAACCAGCUGUGGAGUAAGCCCAAGGACAUAACCCACGUGGUCGACAGCGCAGCCGUCGUAGCGAAGCUCGUUAGGUUCGUGGAGCAAGGAAGAGCUAUGAAGGAGAUGUUUGGUCUGAGCUUCACCCCUCCGCUCCCGACAACUCGGAGAUCACUUAGCUGGAGAAAAAGCAUGGCUACGAUUUUCUAAUAGUGACAAACACGAUGGUUUCUCAAGUUGCAUGUGUAAAUCUUUCUAGGUGGUUUUGGUGUUUGAUGAAAAAGGUUUCUUAGAUGUUUUUUCAAGGCUUUAAAGCUCUUAAAAAGGGAUGGAUAUUUUUGUUUCUUGUACUUUUGUGGGGCUUUUGAUUUGUAAACAGACAAUUAUCUAAUUCUUGAUGUCUUCUGGUUGAUAUCGACUGGUCUAAAAUCUCAUCAUGGUUAGUUACGAGUUCAA